Molecule: messenger RNA, 4394 nt
Organism: Scleropages formosus (Asian bonytongue)
Lineage: Eukaryota; Metazoa; Chordata; Actinopteri; Osteoglossiformes; Osteoglossidae
Gene: rtel1
Product: regulator of telomere elongation helicase 1
Exons: 33
Coding region: 218-3802 (1194 amino acids)
Biological process (GO): regulation of double-strand break repair via homologous recombination; negative regulation of DNA recombination; negative regulation of t-circle formation
Cellular component (GO): nucleus
Molecular function (GO): ATP binding; DNA polymerase binding; hydrolase activity, acting on acid anhydrides, in phosphorus-containing anhydrides
Source: RefSeq, a predicted model, not a curated record
GUUCGCGAGCUUGAUGCGCGUGCCUGAGCGCUUCAAGAUGUGUAGCUCGCUUUGCUGCGUCAGAUAACGAACUAUGCUUUUACUAAACUUCAGCUAAUAUUAGGUAUGGUGUAUUCUAGUCUGAACCUCAUUACCUCUAAUGUUAUUUUCUGUAAAGUUAAUUUUAUCUGUUCGUAGAAGUCGGGAUUUUUGCUAGCAUUAGCUCUGUACUAGGAAGAUGCCACAGUUGAACAUCCGAGGGAUCGUGGUGGACUUUCCCUUCACUCCUUAUCCGUGUCAGCAGGAUUAUAUGAGCAAAGUGAUUGAAUGUCUGCAAUACAAAGUCAAUGGUAUUCUGGAGAGUCCUACAGGCACAGGCAAAACUCUGUGUUUGCUGUGUGCUUCUCUGGCCUGGAGGGACUAUUUCAAAGACACAAUCUCUGCACGGAAGAUAGCGGAAAGGAUGGGUGGGGCUGAGCUCUUCCCAGACAGGCCCAUGUCCUCAUGGGGAACCUCAGCCACAGAUGGCGACACACCAACAUAUUACACUGACAUUCCAAAGAUCAUCUAUGCCUCCAGAACCCACUCUCAGCUCACCCAGGUUAUUAAUGAGCUGAAGAACACUACAUACAGGCCCAAAGUGUGUGUCUUGGGUUCCAGAGAACAGCUAUGCAUCAAUCCUGAGGUGAUGAGGCAGGAGAGCAACCAUGUCAAGGUGCACAUGUGUCGAGCAAAGAUCUCUUCACGUUCCUGUAUCUUCUACAACAAUGUCGAAGAGAAAAGCACUGACAAGGAGCUUGUGAACAGUAUACUGGACGUGGAAGACCUUGUCAAAGCAGGAAACAAGAACAGGGUCUGCCCCUACUACCUGUCCCGCAGCCUCAAACAACAAGCUGACAUUAUUUUCAUGCCCUACAAUUACCUCCUUGAUCCAAAGAGUCGUAGAGCACACAAUAUUGAACUGAAGGGAACAGUGGUUAUUUUUGAUGAAGCACAUAAUGUGGAGAAGAUAUGUGAGGAGUCAACAUCUUUUGACCUGACCCCAUAUGACCUGGCAUCGGCCAUUGAGGCAGUGGAUAAACUCUUGCUGGAACAAGUCAAGGAAGCAACGAGAGGUGAAGUCAACGAGGACUUCAAUUUGGAGUCCUUGAACUCAGGAUUAAAACUGGAUGUAACAACACUGGCUAAAAUAAAGCAAAUAUUGCUGGACCUGGAGGCUGCCAUUGAUUCUUUUGAGCUUCCUUCAGAUGACAAGGGGAUCACUAAACCAGGCAGCUUCAUAUAUGAGCUUUUUCAGAAGGCUCAUCUGACUUUCGACACUAAGGCAGGCAUCUUGGAAGCGCUGGACCAGAUUGUGGGUUAUCUGGCUGGAAAACCUGGGAUUUUCCUCAACACUUCUGGAUUACAAAAGUUAUCUGAUAUUAUACAGCUGGUGUUCUGCGUUGAUCCACCAGAGGGCAGUGCGGGGCUGUAUGUGGAAACCCAUACUAAGCAGUUCAAGGUUCAUAUCCAUAAAGACUACAGCCAGCAUAAAAAAAAACAAAAGGCUGAUGUUUGGGCAUCAUCCUCCACCAAAAAACAAGGAAACAUCUUGAGCUACUGGUGCUUCUCACCAGGCUUCAGCAUGCAGGAGCUUGUGCGCCAGGGUGUGCGAAGCAUCAUACUGACCAGUGGCACCCUCUCACCCUUGGGCUCCUUCACCGCUGAGAUGCAGAUCCCAUUUCCUGUGAGUCUUGAGAAUCCACAUGUGAUUCAACGAGACCAGAUCUUUGUGAGUGUCAUUGACAAAGGACCUGACAACAUUCAGCUGAGUUCUGCAUUUGAGAGGCGGUUUUUACCUGAAAAUAUGGCUUCUCUUGGCAACACUGUGGUAAAUCUAGGACGGGUGAUUCCACAUGGUUUGCUGGUGUUCUUCCCCUCAUACCCAGUCAUGGAAAAGACCCUUGAAUUCUGGAAGGCCAACGGGCAUGCAGACCGCAUUGAGAACAUGAAGCCCAUGUUUGUGGAGCCAAAGGGCAAGGGGUCAUUUACAGAGAUGAUUGAAGGCUAUUAUGGGAAAGUGAAUGAUCCUAAAUCAAAAGGAGGUAGCUUCUUUGCUGUGUGCAGGGGAAAGGCUAGUGAAGGACUGGACUUUGCAGACACCUUUGGUCGUGGGGUGAUCAUCACUGGCCUUCCUUUUCCUCCGAGAAUGGACCCAAGAAUAAUUCUAAAGAUGGAGUACCUCAAUGAAAUGUGUAGGAAAGCCAAUAAAGGCAUCAAGUAUUUGUCAGGACAGGAAUGGUACCGACAACAGGCCUCCCGAGCUGUGAACCAGGCCAUAGGCAGAGUCAUCCGCCACAGGGAAGAUUAUGGCGCCAUUUUUCUGUGUGAUUAUAGGUUCAAAAACAGUGACGCUCGCUCUCAGCUGCCAUCAUGGGUGAGACCGUACGUCCGCUUCAAUGACAGCUUUGGGAACAUUAUCCGUGAUGUAGCACAGUUCUUCAGAGUCGCUCAGAAGCUUAGGCCCCCUCCGGUGAAGAAGGUCCCAGCAGCCCAGUGUGGAGCCCUCUGUUCCUCAGAUGGCAAAGUGCUGGCCAACCUCUCCUCCCCAGCACUGCUGACCUCCAGCAUGCCCAAGGCCAAGCUCCUGGACUUUCACAUGCCCAGCCUCAAGAGGAGACGGCCAGAUGAACCUGCGCCAGCGAGUGGCAUGGCAGGGGUUUGCCUCCAGUAUGAGCUACAGAUGGAGUCUGGCAGGAGGAAGCCCAUGGGUCUCCUUGAUGCUCUUGAGAGUAGCGAUAGCAGGAUCAUGGAAGAAGAGGAGCACUUGGUGGGGGAAGAGCAGGCAAGUCGGUUAUCCACACUUUCUCUCCAGCAUGACAAACGCAUGGAUGAUGAGCUCAGAGGAAAGAAACGUAGACUCAAACUGAUUCAGGAGCAGAAGCCCCUUCCUUUGAGCAUUCCAGAAGAGACGAAGGCUGAGAAAGCAAAGGCUUUCUUGCAGGUGCUAAAGGAAUCCCUGAGUCAAGUGCAUUUGCAACGUAUCAUGCUGGCUCUGCAAAAGUACAAAAAAGCAGAUAGUUUGCAGGAACUACUUGAUGAGGUUGUGGACCUCUUUGCAAAAGACAGCAAUACAUACACCCUGUUGCGAGAAUUCUAUCAGUUUAUCCGUCCUCACCACAAGAAGAAGUUUGAUGAGGCCUGCCAGGAGCUGACAGGGUUGGGAUGUGGCUAUAAACCUGAGCACUCCCUGUCCAAGGAGGAGAGAGAAAAGUUAAUGCAUCACACAGGCAACCCUGGACAAUCUGCACAUUCAAAUUCCUCUGCUGAUUUAAGGUCAGAAUGUAAGCAGCUGAAUUCCAGUGACCAGCUCAACAAAGGAGGUUCUCAUCUCAGCGUACAAGGUUUGAGUAAAGUGAAUGCACCUCUUGAGAAUGAAACUGCCAGACAAGCUUUACAUGGGUCUUCCCAGAAGAGUAUACUGUAUGCUACAUUUAUUUCUGACAUAAAGAGGGCUAUUGGAGUUGAAAAGUCCCAUCAGUUCUUUUCAGCAGUGGAGGAUUACAAAAAAACGGACAAUUAUGAUAACAUGAUCUCAAAAGUAGUCAGUCUGUUGACUGAAAAAGCUGAAGACUUUUCUGUCCUUAAAACAUUCGGCAUGUUUGUUCGUCCUCAUCAUAAGCAACGGUUCCUGGAGAUGUUCAGCAGUCUGACUGGAACAGCUGUCACGCCUGAAGAGAAGCUGCAAGUGAAUGGCAGCAUGGACUUAGAAGUUUCCGGUUUGACGCCAGUGAGAACACAAAGCAAGAUCUCCUCAUACUUCACCUGCAGUGACAGGAAGUAGCUAUAAGGUUGCUGCAUAAAAAAGUUUUGCUUUUGGAUGAAUAACUUUGAGGUUUAAGUGGCAAGUUGUCUUCUGGAAUCUCCAAUUUUGAUGCUGGGGACACUCUCAGUCCAUGCUGACUAUCUGACUGCUGAACUGGUCUGAUGAUUAUUUCAAAUGGAAUAUGUCCUAUAGUUGUCAGUAUCUGUCUCUCUCACACACACACACACGCACACGCACACACACACACACACAGUGCCAUCUGUGUACGAGCCCCUUUUUGUCUGUGAGAUGUGCAGGUUACACUGGACUGAUGUAUGGGGCAUGACUAAAUAAAGUACCUCAGGUGUUGAUCAAUAACUUAAUGACAGCUGAACCAUCUAAACACAAGCAGUCUCAAGGUCCCAAGCUGUGAUUGCUGUCUUUUUUAAUUUCCCUUUUGUACCCUGUUUUAAGAAAUCUAAUUGUCAAAAUAAACUUAACUCUGUCAUUGUAUGUAAUGAUUCAGCUUAUAAAAUAUAUAACCAUAUGCAUAUACAGAUGUAUUGCUUAACGAUGGGGAUGUGUUCUGAGAAAUGUGUUGUUAGGUGAUUUUGUCAUGCGAACACCCAUA